Molecule: messenger RNA, 492 nt
Organism: Spirometra erinaceieuropaei
Lineage: Eukaryota; Metazoa; Platyhelminthes; Cestoda; Diphyllobothriidea; Diphyllobothriidae
Source: the annotation of a GenBank genome assembly
AUGUACAAGGCCGUCAUCCUGCCGACACUACUGUAUGGAGCGGAGACUUGGACGGUGUACACAAAGCAGGCACGCCGACUGAACCACCUCCACCUCAGUUGUCUUCAUCGCAUCCUGAGGCUGAACUGGCAGGAUCGAAUCCCCGACACUGAAGUACUGGAACGAACGGGAAUCCUCAGCAUCUACGUCAUACUGAGACAAAUACAGCUGCGCUGGAGCGGCCACCUGGUGCGCAUGGACGACGAGCGACUACCCAAACGACUCUUCUACGGAGACGUCGCGACGGGUUCUCGCCAUCAAGGAGGCCAGAUUCGCCGUUACAAGGAUACGCUGAAGUCCUCCCUGAAACGCAUGCAAAUCAACCCCACCAACUGGAAGGAGCUCGCACUCGAUCGGUCGACCUGGAGGAGGACAGUGAAGACAGGCGCUGCGAUCUACGAAGCCAACCGCAUCGCUGCCGCCAAAGCGAAACGCGAAGCCUGCAAAUCCUAA